Boleophthalmus pectinirostris (great blue-spotted mudskipper) is the source of this 1362-nucleotide messenger RNA. It is a transcript of the gene tagln, whose product is annotated as transgelin. The transcript is spliced from 5 exons. The record is from RefSeq and is a predicted model, not a curated record. Lineage: Eukaryota; Metazoa; Chordata; Actinopteri; Gobiiformes; Gobiidae. Bases 170 to 763 code for a protein of 197 amino acids. Gene Ontology annotation, molecular function: protein binding.
CUCCUUCCCUCCCUCCUAGGAUCCUAAGUGAAGUCAUCGUGCCCUGAUCUGGUCUUUUUAAGGCGGUGUUUUUAAGAGGGAGGUUCCUGCCAGGCAAAGAGCUGCUCUCAGUCCAGCAUCAGUCUGCACCUAUUGCACUCAAGUCCCAUUCCUACAAACAGGAGUCGGCAUGGCAAACAAGGGCCCCUCAUACGGGUUGAGCAGACAGGUGCAGGACAAGAUCGACAGCAAGUAUGACCAGGACCUGGAGCAGGUGCUGGUUGAGUGGAUCUCCCGCCAGUGUGGUACUGAGGUGGGCAAACCUGAACCAGGCAAGAUGGGCUUCCAGGCCUGGCUCAAGGACGGAUGUGUGCUGAGUGAGCUGAUCAACAGUCUGGUUCCUGGAGAUAAACCAGUGAAGAAGAUCCAGAGCUCGACCAUGGCCUUCAAACAGAUGGAGCAGAUCUCGCAGUUCCUCAGCGCUGCAGAGAAAUAUGGAGUCACCAAAACAGACAUGUUCCAGACCGUCGACCUCUGGGAAUGUAAAGACCUCGCUGCUGUCCAGAGAACCCUGUCGGCUUUGGGCAGUUUGGCCGUAACCAAAGAAGAGGGCACAUACAAGGGAGACCCCAACUGGUUCUUCAAGAAAGCACAGGAAAACAAGCGUGAGUUCAGCGAUGACCAGCUGAAGGCGGGGAAGAAUGUGAUUGGUCUACAGAUGGGCUCAAAUAAAGGGGCGUCGCAGGAGGGCAUGAGCUAUGGACGACCAAGACAGAUCCUUUAAACACCACUCCACAACAAUACAAACCUCCACCUGUUUAAUGUCGCCUGUAAACACUUCAAUCUGGUGCAUUUUUAUCCAACUAGUUUUGAAUUGAAAUAUUGUUCCUACACUCCAAAAUUUAAAAGCCAACAUAAAUUAGACAUGAUUUUGCAUCUAAAGAUUUAUGUUUAUUAAAACCAAAAAAAUUGAGUUAUGUAAUUUUAAUUGUUACAUUGAAUGAGCAUAACAUUUUAGACAGCAACAGAUUAAGUCAUAUAUUUAUAUAAAGUCAACAUUUCUUUUCAUUGGUCAUAAAUGCUAAAUCUUGCACUGCAUUUCUGAGUAUUUUCAGUCUUAACCCUAUGCACAAAAAGCCAAAAGGAACUAACUAAAGCCAGUACUAGCUAGCACUAUUGAAUACUAAAAUUAAAUAUCUGCUUCCCAUAUCUGACAACUAUUACUUUGUCAUUACGCAACUUAUUAAUGUUUUUAAAUUAAACUCUAUACAUAUAAAAUUAUGCAUUCAAGAUACUGUUCAUACAUGCAACUCCCGGUAACUCUGCAUGCUGUUUGAGCGCUGUUUUUUGUACAUUUUCUUAUUAAAUGAUGAUUUGCGAAAA